This is a messenger RNA of Racocetra persica, 275 nucleotides long. The record is from the annotation of a GenBank genome assembly. NCBI's taxonomy places the organism in Eukaryota, Fungi, Glomeromycota, Glomeromycetes, Diversisporales, Gigasporaceae.
UAUUGGACCCAUUGUACCGAUAUCACUGCUUAAAUGAACCAUCAUCCCAAACCAACUCUUUAUUGUACUCCUCCUCAUUCUCCAUUACCGAUGUCCAGCAAUCUAGGACACCCAAACCAUUCAUGUUGUCUUGCAAGAAAAUUGUGAUAGAAAGACUCCAUCAUGGCGACAUGUUUGAAGUCCAAACAUCGAUGUUACUAAUAUCUUAUUCGCCUCCGGAAGAUAUGCAAGCAACAAUUCCCGAAGAUGAAGCAAUAAAAGCCAUACGACAAUAA